Parastagonospora nodorum SN15 is the source of this 2259-nucleotide messenger RNA. RefSeq lists its product as hypothetical. Bases 1 to 2259 code for a protein of 752 amino acids. Gene Ontology annotation, cellular component: transcription factor TFIIIC complex. The transcript has 2 exons. Lineage: Eukaryota; Fungi; Ascomycota; Dothideomycetes; Pleosporales; Phaeosphaeriaceae. The record is from RefSeq and is a predicted model, not a curated record. Gene Ontology annotation, molecular function: protein binding. Gene Ontology annotation, biological process: transcription by RNA polymerase III.
AUGUGUACAGAAGGGCCACGCCGCCAGUCACGUGGCACGCAGCGCAAGUCCUAUCGCGUCGAGGAUGAGUACAGCUUUCUCGACGAAGAUGCCGACUCCGUGACCUCUGGCCGACAGUCGCCUGACUUCACUGAGCCACAAGAGGAGGAGGACGACUUCAUGCCCGAUGCUGAGGAAGAGGUGGAAGAAGAAGUUGACGAUGAGGACAUGGUAGCUACCAGCGACUCAGACCAAGAUGACGAUUCAGAGCAAGAAAGGCCUGAAACACCCGAGACACCCGAAAUCAACAUUAUCGAGAUAGACUCCGUUCCGACGCCUGAUACCACGGAUGGCAAGCGCAGAAAAGGAUCGGGACCCCGUAUCAAGCUGGGCAAUAACAAAAUGAAAGUGCCCAUUCGCAUCACCCGUGGAGGCGGCACAGCAGCCAAAGCAGUCGCAGCCACACCGCUACGCACUCGAGGUGUUCCAGAGUUCACAAAGUCCGGAGGGCAAGAAACCCGUGACUUUUGGGCGGGACUAUUGACACAACAGGAGACUUUGCCGGUGAAGGAUUAUCGUCCAGGAGAGAGCAGCAUACGAAGAAGCUUCUUUGAAAGUCCGGCGGCGAGGGAACAGGAGAUCAAGACUACGAGGACUUGGUAUGCAGAUACUGGACGACAGGUAUUUGCAAAGGUCCAAGAGAGUAGGAGCCUGACCGCAGAGGAAGCUACAUCUUAUCUAGUCAAUGAUGGCGCAGAGUCGCUCAACGUGUUGUGCGGACCCGUCGACAAACCCGAAGUGUACACGCUGAAAAAGCUCUCAUACCUCAAUGUGGCAGAGCCUUUCAAGCAAAAGCAAGGCAGGCGAGGGUGGUUGUUCAAUCUUGGCUCAAGGAUACAAGAUGCCCAGUGGUCGGCCAACGAGGAAGGUAGCACGCAGUACCUUGCGGUCGCUGUUGAGCAGAAGUCUAUGGCGAUGCCUCGACCAAAGCCGAUGGAGAAUCCGAAAGCACCUGCCUUUUCUGCUACGAAGCCGUUUCCUGCUUCGAUUCAGCUUUGGGCAUUCGAUGCGAACGAAAAAGGGGAGUUUGAUGUAUCGAAGCAGCCGCGACUUCAGCUCGUCAUCUGCACGGAUUGGGGUGCACCGAAACAGUUUAGGUGGUGCCCUAUAGAUACAAGCAACGAACUGGGUCGUACGGAAGAGCAGGAUAAUGCUCAUAUCGGACUUCUAGCAGGAAUAUGGUCGGACGGAAGAGUACGGAUUCUCGAUGUUUCUUGCCCUCGGUCGGCCAUGAACUCUUCAGAGACACAAUACCUUCACAUUUCACAAGCAGCUUUCGACGUCAGCUUUCCACAGACCGUCCCUACAUGUCUACGAUGGCUAUCAGGCACCACACUUGGUGUAGCAACUGCGAUCGGCACGUUGGCCAUCUGGACUCUGACGCGAUCAGACACUUUCUCCGACCAACAAGCAACACAAAGCUCUCCCAGACCAUGGUUCUACGAACAAAUCGCCGACACAUACAUUCUCACUCUCGCAUCGGGCUAUCCCUCUCAGCCACAGUUGGUCUCCGUCACUACUGCCGACGGGUUCGGUCGCCUUUAUGACAUUCGUACACCCAAAGCGGACAACACAGCUUCAAUACGUGGUCGCACACUCUCCGUGACCCAAGACUGGCACGAACAGACUCAAUCAUUCAUUGCACCAGAUGAAUACUACAUGAUCAGACACAACCCAAUCCGACGUUACUACCACAACCUAUACACCAUGCGAGCAGAAAGCAUCAUCACCCGCUGUGCAGCCAGCCCGGUUCAUCCCGGCAUCCUAAUUGGCGGCGCAGACGGACGAGUCGAAGCCAGCAAUCCCGUCGGAAGAAUAUGUAACUACAAAAUCAUCCCCUGGCAGCAAACCUGGUUCAAGCACGAAUGGCGCGGUCCCAUAUCCAAUCUCGUUCGGACAAAACCCGGCGAGGAAGACGAAGAAGAAGAUGUGGAAAUGGCAGACGGUGGUCCAGUCACUGAUGCCAACGCGCCACCCCAGUCUUUCCUAGACCAGCCCCUCGCUCGCAUUACGGAGGGCUAUAAGGCGCUUCAGCCAGGCAUCCAGCACUCUAUCAUGUCGAAGAAAAACCCGAAUCCAGAGGUGGGCAAGGGUGUCACGGUAUAUGAGGAGCCAUCUGCUGUUACGGCGUUGGCGUGGAAUCCGAAUCUUAAGUUUGGGGAUUGGGCCGUUGCGGGCAUGGGGGAUGGGUUGUUGAGGGUGGAGGAUAUUGGUGUAUAG